Molecule: messenger RNA, 693 nt
Organism: Oikopleura dioica
Lineage: Eukaryota; Metazoa; Chordata; Appendicularia; Copelata; Oikopleuridae
Source: the annotation of a GenBank genome assembly
AUGAGACUUUUUGUUGUUUUGAAUCUCGCUUUAGCUGUCGCAGCUCAGGGUCUUUCGAAAGAAGAGCGAGAUGCGAUUAGAGCACAAAAAGCGGCCGAGAGGAAAGCUGCUAAAAAAGCAGCAAGGGAGAAGAAGAACAACAAGAAGAAAACGACUACUGCUGCUCCGACAACCACAACUUCAACCACAACAACCUCGACUACUACAACGUCUACGACAACAACGACAACUACGACUACAACUCCAAAACCUACAACCACCAAAGCUACGACUAAGAGAGCAGCCCAGAAGCCAAAAGAUUCUGGACGAUCAGCUGGAAGCGGUGCAACUAUGUGCGUUUCUUGCAACACAAAAGACCUCGCUGGCUGCCUUGCCGAUUCCACUGCAUUUGAAUGUCCCGAAAAUACAUUCUGUUCGUUGACGAUGCGAACUCAAAAUGGCGCCCCGACACAGUACGAAGUCGGCUGCAAGCAGAACAAAGCUUGUGUCUCGAACAAACGAAUGAACGGUUGGGCUAAAAAGCCAAAGCCUAACGAUCAGUGCAACCUGUCAGGAUCCAGCGCUGCUACUUGUCGACAAUGCUGUACUGGCAGUGAAUGCCUCGAGUUCUAUGCAAAAUUUACAGAACGAGAAACUUACUCAAACCGAUGGUACUGGAAUAUGCCCCAACUUGAUCGACCUCACCAAGCUUAA